AUGAAAACUUCUCAAAAACAUAGUCAAUGCGGUUCGACACUAGUACAAACCAUUAAUGCUCCAUUACCUCUUGUAUGGUCAAUCCUACGUCGUUUCGAUAACCCUCAAGCCUACAAACAAUUCGUGAAAACAUGCAAUCUAAGCUCCGGCGAUGGAGGAGAAGGCUCCGUACGUGACGUGACGGUUGUUUCCGGUCUUCCGGCGGUUCACAGCAUUGAGAGGUUAGAUGAGCUCGACGAUGAGUCUCAUGUUAUGGUGAUUAGCAUCAUUGGCGGUGACCACCGUCUCGUUAAUUACCGGUCGAAAACGACGGCGCUUGUAUCGGCGGAGGAAGAGGAGAAGACGGUGGUGGUGGAGAGUUAUGUGGUGGAUGUGCCGGAGGGAAAUAGUGAGGAGGAAACGACGUUGUUUGCUAAUACCAUCGUUGGGUUUAAUCUCAAGUCAUUGGCUAAGCUCUCGGAGAAGAUGGUACAUAAGUUUUAA
Molecule: messenger RNA, 483 nt
Organism: Arabis nemorensis
Lineage: Eukaryota; Viridiplantae; Streptophyta; Magnoliopsida; Brassicales; Brassicaceae
Source: the annotation of a GenBank genome assembly